This is a messenger RNA of Python bivittatus (Burmese python), 4211 nucleotides long. RefSeq names its product RAS p21 protein activator 1 (gene RASA1). Lineage: Eukaryota; Metazoa; Chordata; Lepidosauria; Squamata; Pythonidae. Gene Ontology annotation, biological process: regulation of GTPase activity. Gene Ontology annotation, molecular function: protein binding. The record is from RefSeq and is a predicted model, not a curated record.
CCGCCGCUUCCGGCCGGGGGACUGAGCACCGUGGAUGAAGGCGACUCUGUCGACGGGCCUGAGUACGAAGAAGAGGAGGUGGCCAUCCCACUGAACGCGCCCCCCACUAACCAAUGGUAUCAUGGAAAACUAGACAGAACAAUUGCAGAAGAACGUCUUCGACAGGCAGGAAAACCUGGAAGUUACCUUAUUCGAGAGAGUGAUCGAAGGCCUGGAUCAUUUGUGCUUUCAUUUCUGAGCAAAACCAAUGUUGUUAAUCACUUUAGGAUUAUUGCAAUGUGUGGCGAUUAUUACAUUGGUGGGCGACGAUUUUCUUCACUUUCUGACCUAAUAGGGUAUUACAGCCAUGUAUCUUGUUUGCUUAAAGGGGAAAAAUUAUUGUUUCCUGUAGCACCUCCAGAGCCAGUAGAGGACCGCAGGAGAGUCCGAGCCAUUCUGCCAUAUACUAAAGUGCCAGAAACUGAUGAAAUAAGUUUCCUUAAAGGAGACAUGUUUAUUGUCCACAAUGAAUUAGAAGAUGGAUGGAUGUGGGUUACAAACUUACGUACAGAUGAACAAGGCCUUAUUGUAGAAGACUUAGUAGAGGAAGUGGGAAGAGAGGAAGAUCCACAUGAAGGCAAAAUAUGGUUCCAUGGAAAGAUUUCAAAACAAGAGGCUUAUAGUUUGCUGAUGACAGUUGGUCAAGUAUCAAGUUUUCUUGUGAGACCUUCUGAUAACACACCUGGGGAUUACUCUCUCUACUUUCGAACCAGUGAAAAUAUUCAGCGUUUCAAAAUAUGCCCAACACCAAACAAUCAGUUUAUGAUGGGGGGCAGAUAUUAUAACAGUAUUGCAGACAUCAUAGAUCACUACAGAAAAGAACAGAUUGUGGAAGGCUAUUAUCUUAAAGAUCCUGUUCCAAUGCAGCAUCAAGGGCAAGUGCUUAACGAUGUUGUAGAUGGAAAAGAAAUUUACAAUACAAUUCGGCGAAAAACUAAAGAUGCAUUCUAUAAAAAUAUUGUUAAAAAAGGAUACCUUCUGAAAAAAAGUAAAGGAAAGCGGUGGAAGAACUUGUACUUUAUUUUAGAGGGAAAUGAUGCUCAACUUAUUUAUUUUGAAAGUGAAAAGCGAGCCACUAAACCCAAAGGAUUGAUAGAUCUUAGUGUAUGUUCUGUCUAUGGUGUACAUGAUAGUCUGUUUGGCAGGCCAAACUGUUUUCAGAUAGUAGUUCAGCACUUUAGUGAAGAGCAUUACAUCUUUUACUUUGCAGGAGAAACUCCAGAACAAGCACAGGACUGGAUGAAAGUUUUGCAAACAUUUUGCAAUUUACGAAAAACAAGUUCAGGAACAUCUAAUAAGCGCCUGCGUCAGGUCAGCAGUCUUAUACUGCAUGUUGAAGAAGCCCAUACACUUCCAGCAAAGCAUUUUACUAAUCCUUACUGUAAUAUAUACCUGAACUGUGUACAGGUAGCAAAAACCCAUGUACGAGAAGGUCAGAACCCUGUGUGGUCAGAGGAGUUUGUGUUUGAUGAUCUUUCUUCUGAUAUCAACAGGUUUGAAAUAAGUCUUAGUAACAAAACAAAGAAGAGUAAAGAUCCAGAUAUAUUAUUUAUGCGAUGCCAGUUGAACCGACUCCAGAAAGGACAGGCAACAGAUGAAUGGUUUCAGCUCAGUUCACAUGUACCUCUGAAAGGUAUUGAACCAGGCUCUUUGCGUGUCCGAGCACGAUAUUCUAUGGAGAAAAUAAUGCCUGAAGAAGAAUACAGUGAAUUUAAAGAGUUGGUACUGCAAAAAGAGUUGCAUGUGGUCUAUGCCUUAUCCCAUGUGUGUGGACAAGAUCGAACAUUGCUGGCUAGCAUUUUACUGAAAAUUUUUCUCCAUGAAAAACUGGAAGCUUUAUUAUUGCGAACUCUAAAUGACAGAGAAAUAUGCAUGGAAGAUGAAGCCACUACCUUAUUCCGUGCCACCACACUGGCAAGUACACUUAUGGAGCAGUAUAUGAAAGCUACAGCUACACGGUUCGUGCAUCAUGCUCUAAAGGACUCUAUUUUAAAGAUAAUGGAGAGUAAACAAUCUUGUGAGCUGAAUCCUUCAAAAUUAGAAAAAAAUGAAGACGUAAAUACUAACUUAACACAUCUAUUAAGUAUCCUUUCAGAGCUAGUGGAAAAAAUAUUCAUGGCUGCAGAAAUACUACCUCCGACACUGAGGUAUAUUUAUGGUUGUUUACAAAAAUCUGUUCAGAGCAAGUGGCCAGCCAACACAACCAUGAGGACAAGAGUGGUUAGUGGCUUUGUUUUCCUUCGGCUGAUCUGCCCUGCCAUUCUAAAUCCAAGGAUGUUUAAUAUCAUCUCAGAUUCUCCUUCUCCAACUGCAGCAAGAACACUGACGCUGGUCGCCAAGUCUGUGCAGAAUUUGGCAAAUCUCGUUGAGUUUGGAGCUAAGGAGCCUUAUAUGGAAGGUGUAAAUCCAUUUAUCAAGAGUAACAAACACAGGAUGAUCAUGUUUUUGGAUGAACUUGGGAACGUACCUGAGCUUCCAGACACUACAGAGCCCUCUAGAACUGACUUAUCACGUGAUCUAGCAGCCCUCCAUGAGAUCUGUGUGGCACAUUCAGAUGAACUUCGAACACUCAGUAAUGAGCGAGGGGCAAUGCAGCAUGUGCUAAAGAAGUUGCUGGCAAUUACAGAACUGCUUCAACAAAAGCAGAAUCAGUAUUCAGUGUCUAACAACAUUAGGUAGCAGCUUUCUGCAUGAGGUAGCAUGACCAAUAUGACAACUUUCACCAAUAUCACUUCCUCUUGCUCUUGCCAAAAAUAGCACACGUUUCACGUUUCCAGUGAUGUGUGAACUAUGCAAAAAACAACAAACCUGUUGGUGACUGACUGUACCAGCAGCUUUAAGCUAUCUGUGCAGGACACUUGCACUUUUGGAACCAAUUUUCAGAACCUCUGAGCCUUGGUGUACAAAUCACCUUCCACAAAGAAAAUGCUGUGACUGUCUCUUUGAACUUUAAUGUUAUUUCAAACCUCCAGUUGCCAAAGUCUAGCUGUCUUUCAGAAAACAUACUUAUAGUCAACUGCCAAUAAGUUGUUUAACAGCAAAGUAUAACUGGAUAGAACACCUUUUACUGUAAUUCACCUGGUUACUGUAACCAUAUUACAAUUGUUCAACCACUUUGUACUUACAGCUUCCAGAGUUUGAGAGGAAAUCUUUGCUGUACAAUUUUUAUACCAUUCUAUUUUGCUUGUUCAGAGUUGUGCUGAAAGAAGAUGCAGACUGGGUUUUGUCACCUUUAUUUUUUUUUAAUGUGCCAUUUAUCAUUUUGAGUAAUUUUUCCAUCAAUGACUGUAUCCAGAUAAAUUGCAAUGCUUUUUGUAAAAUGUUUACAAUGGUAAAUUUGAAUUCAGUAAAUUUAUUGAUAAUUGUAUCAGGCAUGCAUGUAUUCAUUAAACAAUUUUAUAGCAUAAAAUUCAAUUUUUCUGGCUAAUAAUUCAGAAUUUAGUGAUAUAUGUGCAUGUAUAUGUUUGUGUGUACAUUCAUAAGUGUUGAUUGAAAAAAUUUUUUUUUCACAUUUAAGGGUAAUAAUCCAUGCUUUUCCAUUAGUCAGUCUUUUAUGGAAAAGUAAAAGAAGGCUGAACUAGGACUUUUCUUUUUUGGAAAGGCUAUUCCUACCUACCAUGGAGCUGCUAAAAACACCAUUAUUGAAAGGGAAUAAUGAUGCAGACUCCUCUCCUGUCACCUGGAAGUAGGUUUGUGACCUAUCACAAAGGCUAAGGAUGAAUAGGUGGCCGUUUUGAAGUCCUCUACAUACCAUGCUGCCAUUGCUGGCUCCAAAAAUAUGCUGUGAUCCAUUGCAUUACUGAAUUUUGAAGUCUCUAUUCUUCCUGCAAAUGAGUUACAAAUAAAGCAAAGGACACACUAAAUGUACAUUGAAAUAGUGAACAUCUACUCUGAAAAUAAGUUACAGUUCCAGAGGGCUGAAGCAGGGCAGGCUUUAAUGUCUGAAUGUAACUAUAAGUUUGAAUCCAUUUCAAAACAGUUCUUACAAAACGAAAUUGUGAAAAUCUUUGAAUUUAAGUUUAAAUUUUGAAUGAACAAAAGUAUUGAUGAGGUGAGUGGCUAUUUCUUUCCCAUUUGUGUGCGUGUCUGUGUGUGUCUUUUCUGUCUAAACAUUUAAGUCAUCUUGCAACAUAAACUACCUCACAUCUUUAAUCAUAAUACAUAAAGGAAAA